AUGUGUAUCGACGAAUGCAUAAAGUACGACUGCACAAAGUGUCAACGCCGUAUCCGAGCUACCGAGCAGAAGCUCUUAUGCCCCGAAGCGGGCUCAGGCACUUGCACGACGACUAUUGACUUCAUCACCUACUAUCUUCCUGCCAGCCAAUGCGAGACUUGCGAAAACAAGAGAAAAGAGGAGGAGGCCAAGGCUAGGAAGCGGAAGAGGAGUGGAAGCAACGCAAAUAAGGUCUGA
This is a messenger RNA of Fusarium pseudograminearum CS3096, 237 nucleotides long. RefSeq lists its product as uncharacterized. The transcript has a single exon. Lineage: Eukaryota; Fungi; Ascomycota; Sordariomycetes; Hypocreales; Nectriaceae. The coding region runs from base 1 to 237 and encodes 78 amino acids. The record is from RefSeq and is a predicted model, not a curated record.